Messenger RNA from Fusarium vanettenii 77-13-4, 4674 nucleotides. RefSeq names its product SNF2 family chromodomain-helicase DNA-binding protein. Gene Ontology annotation, cellular component: nucleus; chromatin. Gene Ontology annotation, molecular function: DNA binding; histone binding; ATP binding. The transcript has 6 exons. Bases 1 to 4674 code for a protein of 1557 amino acids. NCBI's taxonomy places the organism in Eukaryota, Fungi, Ascomycota, Sordariomycetes, Hypocreales, Nectriaceae. Gene Ontology annotation, biological process: nucleosome organization; regulation of transcription by RNA polymerase II. The record is from RefSeq and is a predicted model, not a curated record.
AUGUCCACCCCUACUUUUGGGGGUCCUUCCAAUGGACAUUUAUCUCCAGAUAAUCAAAUCAGCAUGUCGUUCGAUACAGGCGACAACGCAACCGAUAGCGACUCCCCUGAUGUCCACGAUCAUACGCUUGACCAUCCAUCACCGUCACCCUCGGACGAUGUGAACGAGACCUCGAAUAUGGCACAGGACGACACACAUAUGUCAGAGAGUGAACCUUCCAGCGAGGACAACGCGUCCGAGGACGGUGACUUUGACAUGGAGGAGAGCCUGCCAUCUCAGAAUGACGACGCGGUUGAGGACCGCGCCAGCUCCACAGACUCGAACAGAGCCUCGAAACGCAAAGUGCCCAUUGAGGAGGACGAGUAUAUCAAGGCCAAUCCAGAACUCUAUGGAUUGAGACGAAGUACUCGACCUCGAGAACAACGUAAAAUCGUACCGUUAUUGACCAAGUCGCGACAGGUCGAGUCCGAUGACUCCGAAUCCGAACCUCCCGUCAGCCGUCGUACGGUCAAACGACGACGUGUAGAAACAUCCCUUCCUUCUUCCAAGAUAGGUACACCAACAUUACGAGCGUCAACAAACGACUCCGACUCCGACUCAGACACAUACGGCGGCGCGCGCGCCAAGAGUCUUCAGAAGAAGGCUCGGCUGCAACGCGAGGCCCAGCCCUCUCUCGCAUACGCCGAAAAGCGCUGGUCAAGUCGUCGCGCCGCGCAGGUACAACAAGGAGCUUAUGAAGAGAGCGACUUUGACGAAGAAGAAGACGAGGAUGACCUCGCCCCUUCCAACUACGUCGUUGACUAUGUCGACGAUUCCCCAUACGUGGAAAAAGUAGUGCGGUAUCGCCCGAUAAACGGGCAGGACUUGACCUAUGACAUGACCAAAGGUGAUUUUGAAUACUUCAUCAAAUGGCAGGGCAAGUCUCACUUGCAUGACACCUGGGAAACACUCGACGACCUUCGCAAUGUUCGCGGAUUUAGAAAGGUCGAGAAUUACUUCAAGAAGUUCGUUGACUACGAGCUGGACAUCCGCUUUGGCGACGACAUUCCUCCCGAGACCAAGGAGCAGUUCUUCCUUGACCGCGAACGAGACGACGAGGCCUACGAGGAUUACAUCAAGGUUGAGCGAGUGGUUGCUACAAGAGACGGUGAAGACGGCGACGAGUACCUUGUCAAAUGGAAGGGCCUCACCUACGAGGAGUGCACCUGGGAGGCUGCAGCGGACAUCAGCGACAUGUUCCAGGACCAGAUUGACCAAUACCUUGACCGCGCCUCUCGUUCAUGGCAGUCGGACCGCAAGGAAACCAGCCUCGACUCACGGUCAAGGAUGGUCAAGUUGGAAAAGCAGCCUGACUACAUCGUAGGCGGCGAACUUCGGUCGUUCCAGCUGAGAGGUCUUAACUUCCUCUGCCUCAACUGGUGCAGAGGUAACAAUGUGAUUCUCGCCGAUGAGAUGGGUCUCGGCAAGACAGUCCAGACCGUGUCAUUCCUCAGCUGGCUGCGCAACGCUCGCCACCAGGAGGGACCUUCACUUGUGGUUGCUCCUCUCAGUGUCAUCCCCGCCUGGUGUGAUACUUUCAACACCUGGUCCCCAGACCUUAACUACGUCGUUUAUCUGGGACCUGAAGAUGCCCGAAACAUCAUUCGCGAGCACGAGCUUCUCGUGGAUAACAACCCGAAGAAGCCCAAGUUCAACAUCCUGGUCACCUCGUAUGAGUUCAUCCUCCAGGACUGGCAGUUCUUGCAGUCCAUCAAGUGGCAGACCCUUGCCGUCGACGAGGCGCAUCGUCUCAAGAACCGUGAAUCCCAACUGUACAGCCGCUUGGUGAGCUUUGGUAUCCCGUGCAAGGUCUUGAUCACCGGAACACCCAUCCAAAACAACCUAGCCGAGUUGUCAGCCCUGCUCGACUUCUUGAACCCGGGCAAGGUGGCCAUUGAUGAGGAUCUUGACUCUCUAUCUGCCAACGAUGCGCAAGAAAAGCUUCAGCAACUCCACAAGGCCAUUGCUCCUUUCAUUUUGCGAAGAACCAAAGAAACUGUCGAAUCCGAUCUUCCACCCAAGACUGAGAAGAUCAUCCGCGUUGAGCUGUCAGAUGUCCAACUGGACUACUACAAGAACAUCCUCACUCGCAACUACACUGCCCUCUGUGAUGCGACCAACGGUCACAAGAACUCUUUGCUGAACAUCAUGAUGGAGCUCAAGAAGAUCAGCAACCAUCCAUAUAUGUUCCCAGGUGCCGAGGAAAAGGUGCUCGCCGGCAGCGUUCGUCGCGAAGACCAGAUCAAGGGCUUGAUUGCCAGCAGUGGAAAGAUGAUGCUUCUUGACCAGCUUCUCUCCAAGCUCAAGAAGGACGGCCACAGAGUCUUAAUUUUCAGCCAGAUGGUCAAGAUGCUUGACAUUCUUGGUGACUACCUCUCCCUACGAGGGUACAAGUUCCAGAGAUUAGAUGGAACCAUCGCAGCCGGACCCCGACGCAUGGCCAUCAAUCAUUUCAAUGCCGACGACAGCGAUGACUUUUGCUUCCUUCUCUCGACCAGAGCAGGUGGUCUAGGUAUCAACCUGAUGACUGCCGACACUGUUGUCAUCUUUGAUUCCGACUGGAACCCACAGGCCGACUUGCAAGCCAUGGCCAGAGCCCACCGUAUCGGUCAGAAGCGACCCGUGAACAUCUAUCGUCUUGUUUCCAAGGAAACAGUCGAGGAAGAAGUUCUUGAACGAGCACGCAACAAGCUCCUGCUUGAGUAUCUGACGAUUCAGGCUGGUGUCACGGACGAUGGCAAGGCUGCAUUCAAAGAAGAGCUCAAUAAGAAGGGUCUCAAGGUCGAUGGGCCCUCUUCAUCUGAAGACAUUCAGAUGGUCUUGAAGAUGCGUUCAUCUAAGAUGUUUGAGCAGAGCGGCAACCAAGAACGCCUGGAGCAACUCGACAUCGACUCGAUCCUGGAGAACGCUGAAGUCACCAAGACCAAGGUUGACGACAAGAUCAACCUCAGUAGUGGUGGCAUUGAUUGGGACAACUUCAUGCAGAUCACGGAUGUCAAGGUGGACGACCUUAAUCUCGACUGGGAUCAGAUUAUUCCUGCUGAAAAGCUUGCCGAAAUCAAGGCAGACGAAGAACAGCGGCGACACGAGGACUAUCUUGCCCAGGUCAAGGCUGAGAGUGCUCCCCGAAGAGCCGUCGUCAAGAGCCGCAACAGGGAAACUGAGCGUGCUGACCGGUUUAAGAAACGGCAGAAAGAACAGCGAGAAAAGGAAGAGGAAGAGCGACAGGCCCUGAUCGCGGACCCCAAGAGGCCUUUGACAGACAAGGAGCAGCGUCUUCUCAUCAAAGCCUACUUCCGGUUCGGCUCGAUGGACGACCGCGGUGAGGAGAUCAUCAGAGAGGCCAAGCUCAAGGAAAGAGACCAAGACUAUGUCAAGUCGGUUCUUGAUGAAUUCAUCAAAGCAGCCAAGGAAGCUGUUGAUGACAAUUAUAUCACCAUGGUGGAGGAAGAGAAGAGGCUUGGCAAGACACUCACCAAGAAGGAUCGCAAGGCUGUUCUGAUUGACUUUGGCGACCUAAAGAAGAUCAAUGCCGAGACGGCCAUCGAGCGGCCCAAGCAACUUCAACUUCUUCGACAGGUUAUCAACGGGCACAGCGACUGGCGAGCAUUCCGUCUUCCCGACGCCACCAAGGCUGCCAACUAUUCUUGUUCAUGGGGUGCUAAGGAGGAUGCCAUGCUCCUGGUUGGCAUCGACAGACACGGCUUUGGUGCUUGGCCUCAGAUUCGCGACGACCCUGACCUGGACAUGACGGACAAGCUCUUCCUGGAAGAGCAUCGUGUCGAGAAGAAGGAGGAGCGUAGCAAGGCCAAUGACAAGAUGAAGGCGCCUGGCGCAGUACAUCUUGUUCGCCGAUCUGAAUACCUGCUCUCAGUCCUGCAAGCGAAGCACUCGAACGAUCGAAGUGUGCAGCGAGCCGUGGAGAAUCACCACCGAAACAACAAGAAGAGUCAUCUUGCCAAUGGCCACCGCGGAAGUGCUACUGCAUCCCCUGCACCCCAAGUCAGCAAGAAACAUCGUGACCGUGAUCGGGAUCAUGCUCAUGGCGACCAUCGGCCACGCGGCUAUACCGACGAGCGUGGAACUCCAAGGCCCGACUACAAGCGGAAGCAUGUUUCCCAUGAGGACAGCCGGAGCCCCAAGCAUCGCCGGCUGGAUGAUCACCAGCGUGACCGCGAUAGGGAUCGUGUGCGCGAGCGACCCCAAGAAUCUCGUCCUCAAGAUGAGCGCCGAGCCAAGGCUCUUCGUCGACUGGAUGAGCUUAGGCGAAUCGGUGACAACAAGGACCAGAGGGAUAAGGAUAACGAUGCCAUGAUCUGGUUCCUCCUGAAGCCCGUCAGAGAAAAUUUCGAAAAGAUUCUCUCAACCACCAAGGACAAUGUCAAGUCAAGCAAGGAACGAGCCUCCAUCUUUGGAGUGGAACUGGUAGUUAUUGGCACAUUCCUGGACGAAAAAUUGCCGGCUACCGCUGCGGACGAGGGUCUCAAGAGCAACUUUUGGGACUUUUUGGCAGCGUUGUGGCCAGUCGACGACACCAGCAAGAGCGUGACAGGCAAGCGACUGAGCAACAUGUAUCGUACGCUGCACUCUCGCAACAAGGGCGGCUCCAGCUCGAACAAGACCAACGGGGCCUAA